AUGGAUUACAGCUCCUUCAGUGGAGUCCCCCGGUUCUUGACCCGGCCUAAGGCAUUUAUGGUGUCUGUGGGGAAGGAUGCCACCUUGAGCUGUCAGAUCAUUGGAAACCCUAUCCCAGCUGUGAGCUGGGAAAAGGAUAAACUUCCAGUCCAGUCUGGAGGAAGGUUUAAAACCACAGAAGAUGGGGAUCUCUAUAGACUAACAAUCUAUGAUCUGAGCCUGGAGGACAGUGGCCAAUAUAUCUGCCGGGCCAAGAACACCAUCGGGGAAGCCUUUGCAGCUGUCAGCAUCAAAGUUGGAGAGGAGACCACAGUAACGGAGUCGGCCCCGUACUUCAUCCAGAAACCCUCCUCCAUCAAGGUAACGCUGGGAGAAGAUGCCAUGUUCAAAUGCAAAGUUCAGGGCAGCCCUCCCCUCUCAGUGAACUGGGAGAAGGAUGGGAGACACCUGCGGAACCGGGCUGAUGCUGGCCGCUUCCAGAUUGAGUCUGCUGGGGAGUCCAAUGCUCUCACCAUACAGUGUGCCCGGCUCGGGGACAGCGGCACCUAUACCUGCCGGGCGGAGAAUCCCAUUGGCUCUGCCAGUGCUUCGGCUGCGUUGGUGGUGGAAACACAGGGCUCUUCCAAUCCGGGCAGCAGCAGCCACUUCGAUACUGGCUGCGGCAAGAUGACAUCCUUGUUGUCUCACCUGCAAAAGAGGAGGGAGGAGAUCAGGAAGAUGGACAUCUCCCAUGGGACUCUUGAUUCCACAUCUGCCCACUCUUACCCCAUGGCUGAAGGGUUGUCUGGCAUUGGCUACAGCCUCUCCCGGGAUUAUGAGAGGGCAUCUGGAUUUACCACCAAAGGGGCCCGCAAUGUGACUUUUGGGGCGUUGACACGCACGUGCAGUGUGACAGAGGGGAAGCACGCCAAACUGAGCUGCUACGUGACAGGCGAGCCCAAGCCAGAGAUUGUGUGGAAGAAGGACAACGAGGUCAUUUUGGAAGGGCGGCGACAUGUCAUCUAUGAGGACGAUCAGGAGAACUUUGUUCUGAAGAUCCUCUUCUGCAAGCAGAUAGACAACGGGCUGUACACCUGCACAGCCUCCAAUCUGGCAGGCCAGACGUACAGCUCUGUGCUCGUCACCGUCAAAGAACCCUCAAUACCCUUUAAGGAAAAACUGAAGGAUCUUGAAGUGAGGGAGAAGGAAUCUGCCACCUUCCAAUGUGAAGUACCUGUUCCUAGCACAGAGACAGCUUGGUUCAAGGAGGAAACCAAACUCCGGCAGAGCAAGAAAUACAACAUCGAGGAAGAGGGCACGUAUCGCCGGCUCACUGUCCAGAAUGUCACCACAGAUGAUGAUGCUGUCUAUAUCUGUGAGAUGAAAGAAGGAAGCAGGACCAUCGCAGAGUUGUCUGUCCAAGGGAACAUAAUAAAAAAACUUCCACGAAAGACUGCGGUCUUCAUAAAUGACACAGCCAUCUUCUGUGUGGAGCUAGACAAUGAAUGCCAGAACAUCCAAUGGCUGAAAAAUAAAGAAGAAGUGAAACCCAGUGAUCGAAUCUCCAUCACAUGCUCGGGCAAGCAACACACCAUGAUCAUCCGAGAGUGUAAGAUGGAAGAUGCUGGUGAGAUUGCUUUCCUGGCUGAUGAAAGCAGGACUUCCACCCAGUUCACUGUGACCACUCCCAAGAAACCUCCCACCCAACCCCCAGCUGACCCUGUGGUGAAAAAUAAAACAGAAACCUCAGUGACGUUAUCAUGGUCCCCUCCGAAGAUGGACCGCCCCAUUCCAAUCGAUGGCUACAUCGUGGAACGCAAGAAACUAACUGGCUUUACCUGGGUGAGGUGCCAUGAGUCUCAUGUCCCUGUCCCAGAGGUCACGGUGAGCAACCUGUUGGAAGAGGCUGACUAUCAGUUCAGAGUGUGUGCAGUCAACGCCUAUGGACAGAGCCCCUACCUGGAGUUCCCAGGAAGCAUGCACCUUGGACCCGUUCUGGCUGUGAAAACCCCCCUAACAACUGUUGAAGCUGUGCCUGGAGGGGAUGCCCUGUUUACUCUUGACCUUACAACAACAUGUUCUGGCACUUGGUACCUUAAUGGUAAAGCCUUACACGAAAGUGAGACCUGCAUCAUUAAGAGAACCCAAACUACUCAUACCCUAAUCAUAAAGAAUGUCACCAAGAACGAUGAUGGAGCAGAAGUAAAAUUUGUUGCCAAUAAUGUUGACACCAGCACCAAGAUGAGAGUGAAAGGUGCUGCAGCGAUAUUUAUCAACAAGAGCAGAGAAAUAGAAAAAGUCUCUGCCCGGGUGAGGGAGGAAACCAAGCUUCAGGCGGAGCUUUCGGACACAGAAGCUACUGUGAAGUGGAUGAAGGAUGGGAAAGAGCUCAAGGCCAGUGAAAAAUAUGAACUUCAAACUGUGGGGAAGAGGCACAUCCUGAAAAUUCACAACACUGCAGCAGAGGAUGCUGGAGUUUAUGAGUGUGUCUGUGAUGAGGAUAAAAUGCUCUUUCAGCUUUCAGUGAAAGCGCUUGCAAACUUCAUAAACAAAGAGAAAAGUGGAGGAGUUAUCAGGGCCAUUGCUGGAAAACGGGCUGAGUUUGUUUCUGAGACCACUGAGGCCAACAUCAUGGUUAAGUGGUACAAAGAUGACAAAGAAAUCACAGCCAGCAAGAAAUUCACCAUGGAAGAUAAAGGGAAACUGCAUAAGCUUGUGGCUUCAGCUGUGAUGAAAGAAGAUGAAGGAACAUACACAUGCAGAAUUGGAGAUGACACUCUUACUUUCGAUUUAAAAGUCUCAGACGAAGCCGUUACUUUUGUCAACAAGCCCAAAACAACUCCAGAAAUAUCAGUCAGCCCUUCUGAAAACCUUGAGCUGGUGUGUGAGGUGUCAGCUGCAAGUGGAGCUGUGGUAUGGAAGAAGAAUCAAAUUGAGGUGAAACAGGACCAGAGGACAACAGUGAUCUCCCAGGGGACACACCGCAAGCUCAUUGUCAAGAAGGUGACGCAGCAAGACCAAGGGAAAUACACCUGUGAAAUGAAGGAUGACAAAAUAACAUUCCAAGUCAAAGUCAGAGAGACAGAAGAUGUGUUUACAAACAAGGACAAGGUGAAGAAAGAGGUGAAAGCUGCACUGACAGAAGAUGCCACCCUGAGCUGCGAGGUGGCCCAGGAGAAGACCGACGUGAAAUGGUACAAGGAGGGGAAACUGAUCACCUCGAGCAAGAAGUUCAAGGUGGAGUCUCAGGGCAAAUCGCGUCGCCUGGUGGUGGGUCAGGUGGAGAAGAAGGAUGCUGGGGAGUACACCUGCGAGGCUGCUGGCCAGAAACUGACCUUCAAGCUUGACGUCACAGAUGCAGAGGAUGCCUUUGUCAACAAAGAGAAAGCACAGAAAGAGGUGAAAGCUGCGCUAUCAGAAGAUGCCACCCUGAGCUGUGAGGUGGCCCAGGAGAAGAUCGACGUGAAGUGGUACAAGGAGGGGAAACUGAUCACCUCGAGCAAGAAGUUCAAGGUGGAGUCUCAGGGCAAAUCGCGUCGCCUGGUGGUGGGUCAGGUGGAGAAGAAGGAUGCUGGGGAGUACACCUGCGAGGCGGCUGGCCAGAAACUGACCUUCAAGCUUGACGUGACAGAGCCAGAAGUUGUGUUUACAAACAAGGACAAGGUCCAAAAGGAGGUGAAAGCUGCGCUAUCAGAAAAUGCCACCCUGAGCUGCGAGGUGGCCCAGGAGAAGACCGACGUGAAAUGGUACAAGGAGGGGAAACUGAUCACCUCGAGCAAGAAGUUCAAGGUGGAGUCUCAGGGCAAAUUGCGUCGCCUGGUGGUGGGUCAGGUGGAGAAGAAGGAUGCUGGGGAGUACACCUGCGAGGCUGCUGGCCAGAAACUGACCUUCAAGCUUGACAUCACAGAGCCAGAAGUUGUGUUUACAAACAAGGACAAGGUCCAAAAGGAUGUGAAAGCUGCACUGACAGAAGAUGCCACCCUGAGCUGUGAGGUGGCCCAGGAGAAGACCGACGUGAAGUGGUACAAGGAGGGGAAACUGAUCACCUCGAGCAAGAAGUUCAAGGUGGAGUCUCAGGGCAAAUCGCGUCGCCUGGUGGUGGGUCAGGUGGAGAAGAAGGAUGCUGGGGAGUACACCUGCGAGGCUGCUGGCCAGAAACUGACCUUCAAGCUUGAUGUCACAGAAGCAAAACCUGCAUUUAUAAACCUGGAAAAAGUCCAGAAGGAGGUGAAUGCUGCCCUGACAGAAAGUGCCACCCUCAGCUGUGAGGUAGCACAGGAUGCAACCGAAGUAAAAUGGUUCAAGGAUGGAAAACUGCUAGUUUCCUCUAAAAAAUUCAAAAUAGAAACUGUGGGUAAAACCCGGCGCCUGGUUAUAGAGCAGCUGGAGAAGAGAGAUGCUGGAGAAUACAUCUGUGAGAACGCAGGCCAAAAACUGACCUUCAAGUUGACACCAACUGAACCAGAGGCUAAAUUUGAAAAGAAAGUUGUCCAGAAAGAGCCUCUUAUUGUUCAAGAACAUGAAAGCAUCACACUGACUACUUCAGUAACGCCUGAAACGGCUGCAGUAAAGUGGUUCAAGGAUGGAACUGAAAUCAAGGCGAGCAAGAAAUAUGAGAUCAAGAGUGAAGGGGCAUCCAGGACCCUGACAGUGAACCUUGCUGAGAGCACGGACACUGCUGUGUACUCUUGCCAGACCAAGAGUGACAAGCAGGAAUUCAAAGUACAGGUGAAAGAAAUCCCAGUGAAGUUUGUCGAAAAACUUGAAGCUGUGAAUGCCGAGAUUGGAGGCAGUGUGUCUCUGACCUGCAGUGUGAGCCAUGCCAAGGGGAAGGUGGUGUGGUGCAGGAACAGAGUUGAGAUCAAGCCCAGCAAGCGUUUCCAGAUCCAUGAGGAGGGGGUCAAACGAACCCUGACAAUAACAGGGAUCCGGGCAGAGGAUGAAGGAGAGUACUCCUGCGAGUCCAGAGAUGACAAGAGCAGCAUUACCAUCACCCCCAAAGCUCCCAGAGUAGUGAAAUUCAUUACGAGUCUCAACAACGUGGUCUCUGAGGAGGGAAAAGAGGCUGUGUUUAGGUGCACCGUCUCUCCCAGUGAUGCUGUGGUCACUUGGUUCAGGAAUGGUGUCAAGAUUGAAGGCAGCAAGAAGUAUGUGAUCUCACAGAAGGACACCAACCACAGUCUCACCAUCACUGAUCUGACGCUGGAAGAUGCAGCUGAAAUCUCUGCCAAUGCUGAGAAUGUAGAAAGCAAGGCCAGUCUCAGAGUCCGAGAGGCCUCAAUCUCAUUCAAGAAGAAAUUGGAGCCCAGAACAGUUGAAGAGAGGGACACGGUGACCUUGGAGGUAGAACUGACCAAGCCUGCAGAGGUUAAGUGGAUGAGGAACAGCAUCGUAUUGAAGCCCAGUGAAAAAAUAGAGAUCAGAGCUGAGGGAACAAAGCACACCUUGGUGGUUAAGGACAUCUCAUUUGCAGACAGGGGCUUCUACUGCUGUGAGAGUCCUGAUGACAAGACCCAAGCCAAGAUCAAUGUGGAGAUGAGGCAGAUCAAGCUGGUGAAAGGUCUUCAGUCCCUCCAAGUCUCCGAGAAAGGGACCGUCACCUUUGAGGUGGAGGUAUCGCAUGAGGAUGUGGAAGGCAUCUGGCAGAAGGAUGGUGUUCGGCUGAAACCUUCACCAAACAUCAGUAUUGGUGUCCUGGGGAAGAAACAUUCACUGACUUUUUCUUCAGUGACUCUUGAAGAUACAGGACUCAUCUCCUUCAAAGCAGAUGGCAUUCAUUCGUCAGGGAGGCUCACUGUGACAGGUACACAGACCCAGAACAAACCUCUGGUAGACAUCAGUGUAACUCAGAAGGACAAGGUCACAUUCGAGUGUGAGCUUUCCAGGCCCAACGUAGAUGUUAAGUGGUUCAAGGAUGGGAAGGAGCUCCAGCAAAGUAAAAAAGUGGGGAUUAUUUCCCAGGGAAAUAAGAGAAGCCUCAUUAUUCACAAGUGUGAAUAUGAAGACAAGGGAACUUAUACAUGUGAAACAGCUGAAGACAAGACAUCAGCUACACUAAAUGUUCAUGCCCGAGAUAUCAAGAUUAUUAAACCACUAGAAGAUGUGGAAGUGAAUGAAUAUGAGAGUGCAUCUUUUGUCUGUGAGAUUUCACAUGAUGAGGUCCAAACCCAUUGGUACAAAAAUGACAACAAGCUGAAGGCUACUGACAAUAUCCGAAUGCGUCAAGAUGGAAAGACCUAUUCACUGACUUACACACGCGUCCAAGUUGAAGAUGCAGCAGAGAUCAAAUUUGUUGCAGAAAAGGCAGAAUCUCGCGCCCACCUUACUGUAAAAGAGCUGCCUGUAAAAAUUGUGAAGCCUUUGCGAGAUAAGAUUGCUCUUGAAAAACAUCGGGGAUUCCUGGAGUGCCAGGUGUCUCGUGCCAGUGCCGAGGUUAAAUGGUAUAAAAAGGAUGUUGAAAUUCACCCUAGUGACAAAUACGAAAUUGUGAGUGAUGGUGUCUAUCGGAAACUCAUCAUCAACGAUGCAGAUUAUGAAGAUGAGGACAUGUACACUUGUGAUGCCUUUGAUGACAAAAGCACUGCUAAUUUCUUUGUUGAAGAGCAAUCCAUUAAUAUUGUAAAGGAAUUGUGUGAUGAGGAUGUGACUGAGCCUGAAGAAGCCAAGUUUGAAUGUGAGAUAUCCAUUCCAUCUGUGAAACCCCCCAAAUGGUCUCUACGCGGAGAAGUCUUACAGGCUGGCAGAAACAUUAUCAUGCAUCAGGAAGGCACUAUCCACAGGCUGAAAAUACUCAAAACGACUGCUGAUAUGACAGGCACUAUUCAGUUCUCCAUUGGCAAAUCCAAAUCCACUGCAAACCUGCUUGUCAGAGAUUACCACAUACAGAUCACCAGGAAAAUGGAGGACAAGACAGCUCUGGAGCGCCAUUCAGUGAUCCUGUCCUGCGACUUCAGGCCUUCUCCAAAGGUUGUAAAGUGGUUCAAGGGCCACACACCCAUUGAGCCCUCUGAGAAGUACAAAAUCAAGCGGGAACAGCAUUCAGCAGAGCUCAAAAUUUUGAAGGUGAAGCCCGAAGAUGCUGGUGUGUACAAGUGCAGGGCUGGAAAUGCAGAGACCGAAGCCACGCUGACCGUUGAAGCCCGCAAUGUAGAAGUACUCAAACACCUGCAAGAUGUGGAGAUUGAGGAAGAGAGUUCCGCUGUCUUCUCCUGCGAGCUGUCUCAUGAUGAUGAGGAUGUGGAAUGGUUCCUCAACGGCACCCUCCUUUACACCAACAAUUUCAACGACAUCAGAAAUAUCCACAACUGUUACACGCUGACGAUGAAGCACGUCAAGCCUGAGGAUGCUGGCACAGUGACAAUGAAGUCAGACAAAGUGUCAGAGAGCGUGCGUCUGAAGGUGAUAGAGAAGCCUGCUGUCUUCAUGAAGUCCUUGGAUGAUGUUUUUGGUGAGGAGCGAGGUAUGAUUAAACUGGAAUGUGAAGUCUCCAAAGAGAAGGUCAAACCCGUUUGGAAAAAGGAUGGUGUGAAGCUCACUUCUGGUAACAAGUAUGAACAGAUACAGUCUGGAAAGACCCUGUGCCUCCUUAUCCAUGACCUUGAAAAGACAGAUGCAGGUUUAUACACAUGUGAUAUUGGCACUGAUGUUGCCAAGUCAAAGGUCAGCGUUCAGGAACUGAACAUUGGCAUCACCAAACGGCUUAAGAACACUGAAAUCCAAGAGGGAGAAGAUUGCACUUUUGAGUGUAUUUUGUCCCAUGAAAGCAUUGACGAUUUCAACUGGACACUGAACGGGAGCAAAGUGGAAAGUGGUGGGCGAUUUAAAGCCUCUAACAUGGGUCGGAAAUAUACGCUCAAUAUCAAAAGUGUGGUUCCUGAUGAUUCUGGGGAAGUAAUUUUCACUGCUCGUGGUUUAACCUCCAAGGCUUCUCUUGUUGUGAAAGAAAAACCUACUGAGGUUACAAAACAGCUGGAGGAUAAAACAUCAGCAGUGGGGCAGGACAUCAGCCUGAGCUGUGAAUUGUCAAAACCUGAUGUGACCAUCAGGUGGUAUAAGGAUGGCAAAGCAAUCCGAAAAAGCCAGAAAUAUGACUUGCACCAAGAGGGAACACGGGCUUUUCUGAUCAUCCAUGACUCCACGGUCAAGGACAGUGGGGAGUACACCUGUGAGACAGAGGUGUCUAAAACUAAAGCCAGGAUCACAGUUCAAGAAAAACCCAAUUAUUUUGUCAAGGAACUUUCAGAUCUGAAAGUCAAUGAAACUGAAACGGCAGUUUUUAUGUGUCAGAGUGAGAAACCUGCAUCCUCUGUGGUCUGGAGAAAAGGCAUAGCUGAACUCAGGACUGGCAGGAAAUACGAGAUCACACAGAAAGGACAAGUCCUCCAGCUGACCAUAAAUAACUUGGAGAAAAGUGACAGUGACACUUACACCUGCGACAUUGGUGAUGCCCAGUCCAGAGCCAAGCUAGUUGUCCAAGGCCAGAAAGUGCUAAUAACAGAAGACCUGGAAGAUGUCACUGUGUUAGAAGGAGAAUCUGCCAUGUUCAAAUGCAGAAUCUCUCCUGUAGACUAUAGCAAAGUGCAGUGGUUUUUGGAUAAAACCCCACUCCAUACCAAUGAGCUUAAUGAGAUCCAGUCUCAGCCUGGUGGAUAUCACUUGCUAACAUUGAAAAAACUGUCACUGAAGGACUCGGGGGUCAUUACAUUUGAAGCUGGUGAUAAGAAAACAUCUGCCAGUUUGGUUGUUAAAGAGAAGCCCUGCAUCUUCACAAAGGAGCUGGUUGAUACUGAAGUCACUGAGGGAGAGGAUGUGAUCCUUCACUGUGAAACCUCCAAAUCAGACAGCCCUGUAAAGUGGUGCAAAGAUGGGAAGAGCCUUAGGAAUUCUUCCAAGCAUAACAUCAGCCGGUCGGGAUUUGAGGCCAAGCUUGUCAUUCACAGGGCAGAAGAAAGAGACAGUGGCAGAUAUGAGUGUGAGGCUGGAGCAGCUAAAAGUAGUGCGGUUAUUACUGUCAAGGAAAUACCAGUUCUUUUCAAGCAGGAGCUCCAAAAUGAAGAAGCUAAAGAAGGAAAACAAGUCAAGCUGACCUGUGAGCUCAGCAAACCUGAUAUCCCAGUGAAAUGGAUGAAAGGAGACACUGUUCUCUAUGCCAGCGAGAAGUAUGAAUUUAAGCAGCAUGGUACUGUGGCAGAGCUCAUUAUUCAAGAUGUCAAAGCGAUAGACUCUGGGGACUAUACCUGCAGCACUGGGGAACUGAAAACCACUGCUCGGGUGAAAGUAAACGCUGUGCCUGUCCUUUUCAAACAAGCCCUGGAGAAUAUGGAAAUAGAAGAGGGGAAAUCUGUCUCCAUGCGCUGCGAACUCACAAAAGCUGAUGCCACUGUGAUGUGGAAGAAGGGAGAAGUCACGCUCCGGGCAAGUGACAAAUAUGAAAUGAAGCAGAAGGGGACAGUGGCAGAACUGGUGAUACAUAAUGCAGAGCUGGGAGAUGCAGGAAGAUACACCUGUGACACUGGAGAGCAGCAGACCACAGCCCAAGUCAAAAUCCAUGCUGUCUCUGUGCUCAUCAGAGAAGAGUUGAAGAACGUAGAAGCUGUGGAAGGUGGGACAGCCACCCUGCGAUGCCAGCUGAGCAGAGAGGCCCCCGUGGAGUGGAGGAAGGGCCACACUCUUCUCCGGCCGAGUAACAAGUACAGGAUGAGGCAGGAGGGCACGGUGGCUGAGCUGCUGAUCCAUGACCUAGACCCAAAGGACGCUGGCAACUAUACAUGUGUAGUGGGGAAUCAAAAAACCACAGCAGCCUUAUCAGUGAAUGCCCUGCCAAUCCGUUUCAAAAAAGAGUUGAAGAACGAGGAAGCCACCGAGAGCGGGACGGCCACGCUGCAGUGCGAGCUGAGCCAGGCUGUGGACUCAGUCGAGUGGAGGAAGGAUGGGAAGGUGCUGAUGCCAAAUGGCAAAUACAAAAUGAGACAGGAAGGGCGUUUUGUUGAGCUGGUUAUUCAAGACCUAGACUUGACUGAUGCUGGGAGCUAUACCUGCGUGUGUGGAAACCAGAAGACAACAGCUGCUUUGAGAGUGAAUGCCUUGCCUAUCCUCUUCCAAGAAGAAGUAUUGAACAAGGAAGCUACAGAGGGGGAGGCGGUCACUUUGCAUUGUAAACUGAGCAAAUCGGCCCCAGUCGAGUGGAGAAAAGGGAAUAAGGUCCUCAAGCCAAGUGAAAAAUACAAAAUAGAGCAGGAAGGUCCCUUCGCAGAGCUGAUGAUCCGGGAUUUGGAUUUGGCGGAUGCUGGCAAUUACAGCUGUGUAUGCGGAGAUCAACAGACUACAGCUGCUUUGACAGUAAAUGUCCUGCCUGCUCUUUUCACCAAAGAACUGACAGAUGAAGAAGCCACAGAAGGUAAAAGUGUCUCUCUGCACUGUGAGCUGAAUAAGGCUGCUGCUAACGUGGAGUGGAAGAAGGGAUUCAAGACCCUCAAAUCAAGCGACAAAUACAAAAUGAAACGUGACGGUGCUGUUGCUGAGCUUAUAAUCCAAAAUCUAGACACAACGGAUGCUGGAACUUAUUCCUGUGUGUGCGGAGACCAGCAGACUAUGGCAGUUUUAACAGUACAUGCUUUACCUGCAUUUUUCAAAGAAGGAUUGAAGAACAGAGAAGCCACAGAUGGUGCCACAGCCACUCUGCACUGCGAGCUCAGCAAGGUCGGUGUCCUGGUGGAGUGGAAAAAAGGGGACAAGACACUCAAACCAAGUGAUAAGUAUAGGAUGAGACAAGAAGAUACUGCUGCAGAGCUGUUGAUCCGAGAUCUGGAGGUAGAAGAUACAGGAGAAUAUACCUGUGUAUGUGGAGACCAGAAGACCUCGGCUGUCUUGACAGUCCAUGCUUUGCCUGCACUGUUCAAAAAAGAACUUGUCAAUAUGGAAGCCACAGAAAACGGGACGGCUGUUCUGCAGUGUGAGCUAACUAAACCCACUCCGGUGGAGUGGAGGAAAGGGCAAAAGGUGCUCAAGCCUAGCGACAAGUACAAAAUGAGACUGAAGGAUACCAUUGCUGAGCUGACAGUCCAUAGCCUGGAGGAACAAGAUGCAGGAGAUUACACAUGCGUGUGUGGAGACAAGAUGACUACUGCAUCCCUGACAGUGCAUGCCCUUCCUCCGUAUUUUAAAAAAGAGUUGAAGAACGUGGAAGCCACAGAAAAUGGCACAGCCACUUUCUGCUGUGAACUGAACAAGCCUGCAGCUGCCGUGGAAUGGAGAAAAGGAGACAGAGCCCUGGAGACAAGUGAGAAGUUCACUAUGAGAUGUGAGGGCACAACUGCUGAGCUGGUGAUCUGUGAUUUAGAUCUGACAGAUGCUGGAGAUUACACGUGUUGUUACGGAGAUGAGAAAACUACUGCUGCACUGAAAGUGAAUGCCUUGCCAGCACACUUCAAGAAAGAGAUGAAGAACGAAGAAGCCACAGAAGGUGGAACAGUCACCCUACAAUGUGAGCUAUCUAGGUCUGCCUCUGUGGAGUGGAAAAAGAAACACAAAGUGCUCAAAUCAAGUGAAAAAUAUACUAUGAGACAGGAAGGUACUACAGCACAACUGCUGAUCCAUGCUUUAGAAGUCAAGGAUGCUGGGGAGUAUACCUGUGUGUGUGGAGGUGAGAAGACUACGGCAGCACUGACAGUGCAUGCCCUUCCUGCUCUCUUCAAAGAAGAGUUAAGAAAUGAGAAAGCCACAGAGGGUGAAGCAGUGACUCUGCGCUGUGAGCUGACCAAGGCUGCUUCAGUGGAGUGGAAAAAGGGACACACAGUACUCAAACCUAGCGAGAAAUACAAGAUGAAACAGAAGGAUGUCACUGCAGAACUGGUGAUCCAUAAUCUAAAUGAGAAUGAUGCUGGUGAUUAUACCUGUGUGUGUGGGGAUAAGCAGUCCACAGCUUCCUUAGCAGUACAUGCACUGCCUGCACGCAUCAAGGAGAGCCUGAAGGAUGAGGAGGUAACAGAAGGUCAAGCAGCCACUCUGUGCUGUGAGCUGACCAAGGUUGCUCAAGUAGAGUGGAGAAAGGGAAGCAGUUUGCUCAAAAUCAGCGACAAAUACAAAAUGAGACAGGAAGGCACAAUCAUGAAGCUGCUUAUCCAUGACGUAGAAUUGAAAGAUGCUGGAGAAUACACUUGUGUGUGUGGAGAACAGGAGACAACAGCUGCCUUGAUAGUGCAUGCUCUGCCUGCACUUUUCAAAGAAGAACUGAAGGACCUUCAAGCCAUGGAAAGCCAAACAGCCACUCUGUGCUGUGAGCUGACCAAGGCUGCAGCUGUGUCAUGGAAAAAAGAAAACAAAAUACUCAGGGCAAAUCAAAAAUACAUCAUGCGGCAGGAUAAUGCCCUUGUUGAGCUGGAAAUUUGUGACCUAGAUAUGCAGGAUGCAGGAUAUUACACCUGUGUGUGUGGAGACCAACAAACCACGGCUUCUCUGACAGUGAAUGCCCUGCCGGUGCUUUUCGAGAAAGAACUGAAGAAUGAAGAAGCCCAAGAAGGAACAUCAGUCUCUCUGCGUUGUGAAUUAACCAAAGAAGCUCCAGUUCAGUGGCAAAUAGGGUCUAAAGUGCUCAAAGCAAGUGACAGAUAUCAAAUGAGACAGCGUGGCACCAUUGCAGAGCUGGUCAUUCAUGACCUAGACAUAAAAGAUGCUGGAGAUUACACCUGUGUGUGUGGUGACCAAAAGACAACAGCAACCUUAACAGUUCAUGCUCUGCCACCGCUCUUCACAGAAGAGCUAAAGAACAAGGAAGCAGAAGAAGGUGGAGAGGUGGUCCUGCACUGUGAGCUCACCAAGGCUGCUCAGGUGGAAUGGCAGAAGGACCAGAAGAUUCUCAAAGAGAGUGAGAAAUACAAGAUGAGGCAGGAAGGGAGCAAGGCAGAGCUGGUGAUUCAUGAAAUAGCUGAGGAGGAUGCAGGACACUACACCUGUGUGUGUGGAGAGCAGCAGACUACAGCUGUCUUAACAGUACAGGCUGUGCCUCCAUUUUUCCAAGAAGAAAUGACCAGCAAGGAAGCAGUAGAAGGUGGAAUGGCCACUUUUCACUGUGAGCUCAGCAAGGCAUCUGCCCAUGUUCAGUGGAAGAAGGGCCAUCACGUCCUCACCUCGGACAAGAAGUACAGCAGGAGACAGGAAGGCUGUAUUGUGGAGUUGGUAGUUCACGAUUUAGACUUGAAUGAUACUGGAGAUUAUACCUGUGUGUGUGGAGACAAGACCACCACAGCUGCCUUAACUGUGCAUGCACUGCCUCCAGAAUUCAAAAAAGACCUGAAGGACCUCGAAGCUGUAGAAAAUGGGACAGCUGCUCUGCACUGCGAGCUGACUAAACCUGGUGUGGUGGAGUGGAAGAAAGGGCAAGAGGUGCUCAAAGCAAGCAGCAAGUAUAAAAUGUGUCAAGAUGGUGCUGUUGCAAAGCUGAUUAUCCAUGCGCUGGAUGUGGAGGACACUGGAGAUUAUACCUGUGUGUGUGGAGAUCAGCAGACAACUGCCACUUUGACAGUCAAUGCCCUACCAGCACUUUUUAAACAAGAGCUUCAUAAUACUGAAGCAGAAGAAGGUGGUACAGCAACACUGAGGUGUGAGCUUACCAAACCCAAGGCUCCAGUAGAGUGGAGGAAAGGAGACAUUACACUCUACCCUGGUUUGAAAUAUGAGAUGAAGCAGCAGGGCACCAGUGCUGAAUUGGUCAUUUAUGACUUAGAGCCGGACGAUUCAGGAAGGUAUACCUGCGACUCUGGACAUCAGCAGACAACGGCUGUGGUAACUGUACAUGCAUUGCCUGUUACAUUUAAGCAACCCCUACAAAAUAAGGAAUCAGAGGAAGGAAGUACAGCUACAUUCUGUUGUGAGCUGUCAAAACCCAAUGCUGCAGUGGAGUGGAGGAAAGGAGGAGUGGUGCUGCAUCCUGGCCAGAAAUAUGAAAUGAGGCAGAGGGAAUGCCUGGUAGAGCUCUUAAUACAUAAUCUCAAAUUAGAAGAUACAGGAGAAUACAGCUGUGAUACUGGGGAUCAGGAAGAAAAGGCAUCUUUAAACGUGAAAGCUGUGCCAAUUCUUUUCAAAAAGGAGCUCAAGGACAAGGAGGCAGACGAAGGAGCUGCAGUGAAAUUCCAGUGUGAGCUGACAAAGGAUAAUGCAGCAGUGGAGUGGAGGAAAGGCACCAUGGAGCUCUUCCCAUGCGCCAAAUAUGAAAUUAAAUUAAGUGGUCACACAGCUGAACUUGUGAUUCAUAAUGUGGAACCAGAAGAUGCCUCUGAUUACACGUGUGAUACAGGAGACCAGCAGAGCACCGCGGUCCUCCAAGUGAAUGCCAUCAAACCUCAGCUGAAGCAGCAGCUGAAGAACGAAGAAGUGGAAGUGGGCGGAACAGCCAGGCUGCGCUGUGAGAUUUCCAUUAGCAAAGCACAAGUGGAGUGGAGGAAAGAUGGAGCUGUCCUUCACUCGAGCUCCAAGUACAAAAUGCGGCAGGACGGCACUCUCCGCGAGCUGUGUGUUCACCGCCUGGAGCCCAGCGAUGCUGGAGAGUAUUCCUGCAAGGUUGGAGAUGAGACAAGCUCUGCAAAACUGACCGUGAAAGAGCCUGACGUGACCAUCGUGAGCGGUCUAAAGGACAUGGUGGUGCUUGAAGGGGAUGAUGUCACGUUUCAGUGCCAAGUCUCUCAUGAAAACGCAAGGGACGUUGAAUGGAAGCUACAGGAUAUUGCUCUGCAAAAUAAUGAAAUGAAUGAAAUCUCAGUGGAAAAAGGAAAGAUUCACACCCUGACAUUAAGAAAGGUGACUGAGCAGGACGUUGGCACCAUCACUUUCCGCGUGGGACCCCACACAUCGACAGCAGAGCUCACAGUAAAAGUGCCACCUCCAGUCUUUAAGGAGAAAUUACAGAGCACAGAGCUGCGGGAAGAGGAAACAGCCAUCCUCCACUGUGAGGUCUCCCAGCCUAAUGCUGCGGUGAAGUGGAAGAAGGAUGCUCACGUAAUUUCCCCAAGCUCCAAGUAUGAAAUCAGGCAGGAAGGAACAAUCCAUACUUUAAAGAUUUAUCACUUAAAACCAGAAGACUCAGGCAAAUACACCUGUGAUAAUGGAAAUGAACAAACAACAGCCACUUUAACUGUUACAGCUUUGCCAGUAAUCUUCACAAAACCACUCCAGAACCAGCAAGCUGAAGAAGGCAGCACCAUCACUUUGAGCUGUGAAAUCUCAAAAUCAAAUGCCACUGUGCAGUGGAAGAAGGCUGGGACAGUGCUGCGACCAAGUGACAAAUACAAGAUGCAUCAGGCUGAAUCCGUGGCUGAGCUGACAAUUCACAACCUGAGUGAAGCGGAUGCUGGGGAAUACAUGUGUGACACAGGGGACCAGCAAACAACGGCAGCCGUGCUCGUGAAAGAACCAGCAGCAACCGUAGUGGAGGCACUGAAGGACGUCACUUCGUGUGAAGGAGAAGAUGCAGUGUUUGAAUGCAGGCUGUCCCGGGAAACAACUCAGGAUGCCCAGUGGUUCCUGGGGGAUGUUCCCCUGCAAUCCAAUGAAAUGAAUGAGAUCAGAGUCCAAGGGACAUGUCACACUUUGAUCCUGAGGAAGGUGACACUGGAAGACUGUGGGCCCAUCAGUUUCAAAGUCGGGCAGCAUUCCUCAGCAGCACAGCUAAUGGUUCAAGUUGCUCCAGUCACCUUUGUAAAGGCGCUCCGCAGCUUGCAGCUACAGGAGGGUGGCACGGCUCACUUGUCCUGUGAGGUGUCCAAGUCUGAUGUCCCGGUGGAGUGGAAGAAAGGCACGUCUGUGAUCCGCUCCAGCCAGAAGUGCAGCAUCAAGCGGGAGGGGAACGUGCACACGCUGGUCAUUCAUGAUUUGAACCGUGAGGAUUCAGGGGAGUAUAGCUGCCACACAGCUGAUGGGAAGACCACUGCUAAGCUAGAGGUUAAAGCCCUCCCUGUGCUUUUCAAACACUGCCUGAAAAAUGAGGAGGUGGAGGAAGGUUGCACGGCUAUGCUGCACUGCGAGCUGACAAAACCCAAUGCACAUGUGGAGUGGAGGAAAGGAGAUAUGGUGCUGCAGGCAAGUGACAAGUACGAGAUCCGGCAGGAGGGGACACGUGUUGAGCUCUUCAUCUAUGAUGCUGAGGCCGAGGAUGCUGGUGAUUAUACGUGUGACUUGGGGGAUCAGCAGACCACUGCAUCACUGCAGGUCAAAGUACUACCCGUGCUGUUUAAUGAAGAGCUGAAAAAUGUGGAGUCUGAAGAAGGGGGAACAGCUGUCUUGCACUGUGAGAUCUCCAAGCCGGAUGCUCCUGUCGAGUGGAGAAAAGGAGGGGUGGUCAUUCAGCCCAGUGACAAGUAUGAGAUGAAGCUGAAAGGCAACAUUGCUGAGCUGAUCAUCCAUGGUGUAGAGCCUGACGACUGUGGUGAUUACACCUGUAGCACUGGAUACGAGAUCACCACAGGUUCUGUAUAUGUGCAAGAAGAAGCAGCAGUCAUAGUUUCUGGUUUAAAGAACACAGACGUCUUUGUGGGUGAGUCAGCCACGUUCACCUGCGAGCUCUCGCACCCGGGCGUGAAGAACGUGCAGUGGUGGCUCGAUGGAUCUCCCCUUCACAACAACUUUGUGACUGAAAUCUCUGAGCGGGACGGGAUGGUCCACACUUUAACCCUAAAUGACGUGGCAUGCCAUGACUCAGGCACUGUCACCUUCAGAGCUGGGUCCCUUAUAUCUUCAGCUAAAUUAUUAGUCAAAGAUCCAACCAUUGAAGUGGUCAGUCCCAUGCAGGAUAUAACUGUUGAUGAAGAUGGCACAGCAGAGUUCAUAUGCCAGUAUUCUAGGCCAGUACACGCCAUAUGGAAGAAAAAUGAUCAGGAAAUACAUGCAGAUGGGCAGCGAGUGAUUAUCGAUCAGGACUGGAAUGUAAGCAUGCUAAAAAUUAAACCUACGGUACCAGAAGACACUGGCAUCUAUUCUUGUGAAGCUGAAGGCACUAAAGUGAUGGCUGCACUUGAUGUUCAAGCCAAGAACAGCAUUGUCCAGGGCUUGGAGAAUGUGGAAGCUGUGGAAGGAGGGGAAGCCCUCUUUGAAUGCUACCUUUCCAAACCUGAGUGCUACAACUACAACUGGCUGAUUGACGACGAACCUGCCAAAACUACAGAAAACACUGAGAUGGUUUACUUUGAAAAUGGGCGCAGGCAUCUUCUGCUGCUGAAGAACCUAACUCCCCAGGACAGCUGCAGGGUGACUUUUACGUGCAGCGAUGCGGUGACUUCAGCCUUCCUGACAGUGAAAGGAUGGCGCCUACAGAUCUUGCAGCCUCUCACAGAUGUGGAAGUGUCUCUGGGAGAGAAAGCUACGUUCAGCUGUGUUCUAAGUGAAGCUGUGCCAAUUAACGAAGUUGCCUGGUAUAGUAACGACAUAGAAAUCCAAUCGGAUGAGGACUGGCAGAUACAGGCAGAUGGAAGCAAAUACAAACUUAUUUUGAAAAAAGCCCAACUGCAUCAUUCUGGAGAGGUGACCUUUGCUUCCAGGGAAGCAAUUGCAUCAGCCAAGUUAUCUGUGAUUGCCCACCCUGAUCCACCUGAAGAACCAGAAGUUUUAAGUAAGAACAGCCACUCUGUAAUUCUGUCUUGGUACAAGCCGUUGAGUGACGGCGGUUGUGACAUCCUAGGCUACAAUGUGGAGAGGAAAAUCCCAGGUGUUGGCUGGCAGUCAUGCAGCAAGGACAUUAUUCAAACCACAGAGUUUAUGGUGGAUGAUCUCACCCCGGGUGAACCGUACAGAUUCCGCGUCUCAGCUGUAAACGAAGUUGGGGCCAGUGAGCCAGUGCACUUCCCUCAAGUGGUGCAGCUAGAGCCCUCAGUUACAAUCACCCAUCCUCUGGUGGGAGGAUCAGUCUCGGAAGGGGAGGUGGCUCGCUUGGAGUGCAAAUUAUCAAGUGAAACUGAAAAAAGAGUGACAUGGUUCAAAGGAAAAGACCAAAUACAAGCUGGAGGGAGAUACAAGAUCCUCUCUGAUGGAAAAAAACAGAUACUUAUUAUUCAUUCAUUUAAACCUGAAGAUCAGGACACAUAUACCUGCAUGGUUUCUCCAGAAGUCAAAUCUGUUGCCAGCUUGCAUCUUGAAGUUCCCACAGUGACAAUGCUAAAAGAGAUUUCCAGGGAAGAACCCCCUGCAAGCCAACCAGAAGAGUUGGUGGAUGGCCAUGUCCAGCCCAGCUUGCCCCCUGAGGCUGCUCAGGAGGGAGACCUUCACCUCCUGUGGGAAGCCCUGGCCAAGAAACGCCGAAUGAGUCGGGAGCCCACCUUGGAUUCCAUCAGUGAGGUGCCUGAAGAGGAUGAGAAGCUUCAGAAGUUGAGGAAGGAGGAAGCGGAGAUGUCUCACUAUUACUCAGAGGAAUACUCCACAUGUGAUGAGCUGGCUAGGACAGGAGAAGCAGAUUUCUCUUUCACAAGCUCAGAUGAUGAGUCUAGAGCUGGGACUCCUUCACUGGUGAACUACCUCAAGAAAGCUGGGAAGACAAGUGUCAGUGUCACUAGCAAGGCUCAGUCCACCUUCACAGGCAAAUUAUGGAAACAGUGGGAGAAAUCCAGUGUGGAGACUGUUGUGGCUGCCACAGCUGCUAAACCAGCUGAACCAGAAAUAACAGAUUUAGAUGACCCUUCCAUGAACAAGGCGGCCGUGAAGAUCCAGGCUGCUUUCAAAGGCUACAAAGUCAGGAAAGAGAUAAAGCAACAAGAGUGCCCAGUGUUUACUGAGACCUUCAAAGAUUUCUCUGGUGAGCCUGGAAGCACUCUCCACCUCGAGUGUGUGGCCCACAGCAAAACUGACAUGAAAGUCCGUUGGCUGAAGGAUGGGGAAGAGCUUUCAGAUGGUCGCUACUAUCACAUAGACAAUUACAGCGAUGGGACCUGCUCUUUGAUUAUCACUGGCCUGGACAACAAAGAUGCAGGUAAAUACACCUGUGAGGCAUCCAAUAAAUUUGGCAAGGUUUCACACAGUGCUGAGGUGGUUGUUGGCACUCAGGAACCUCAAGUUCUUUGUAAGGAGAAGCAGGUUAAACAAAGCACUGACAGUGAGACAGAGAGCUCGUCUGGCAGUGACCUGGAUGAAGCUUUCCGCAAAGCAGGAAGGAGACUUCAUAGACUCUUUAAGGCCAAGAUCUCAACAGAGAUAUCUGAUGUGGAGGAAGAACUCUUUGUCAGUGCCGAUGAAGGGGACAUAGAGGUGGUCGACCAUCAGACAUAUCGUGAGGAUGACCAGUACAUCUACAUCAAGUUUGAAAUCUUGUCUGAGGCAAAAACUGCUGCCACUCGAUUCAGAGAGAUGUUUGGUGCUCUGGGAAUUCCCGUGGAGAUUGACAUUUUGGAACAAGCCCCUAAAAAAAUUGAAUUGCGUAUUGGGAAAGCAACACCACCCACCCAUGGGAAGUUUGCACCACCAGUAGUGAGACCUCCACCACCUUUGCUGACUUCCGAUACAGCUCCCAUGUUUAUGACUGAGCUCCAGAACCAAGAGGUACAAGAUGGAUAUCCAGUCAGCUUUGACUGCAUUGUCGUUGGCAAACCACUCCCCACAGUUCGCUGGUUCAAGGACGGGAAAGCUAUUGAAGAAAAUGAUCAUUACAUGAUCAAUGAGGACCAAGAAGGGUGCCAUCAGCUGAUCAUCACAGCUGUCGUCCCCACUGACAUGGGUGUUUACCGUUGCCUUGCUGAAAACAACAUGGGCGUUGCUUCAACCAAGGCUGAGCUUCGAGUAGACUUGACCAGCACUGACUAUGAGACAGCAGCAGAUGCAACAGAGACAUCUUCUUACUACAGUGCCAAAGAAUAUAUUUCAAGCCGAGAACAGGAGGAAUCUACCACUGAGGAGGAACAGUUGCCCCAGAUCUUUGAUGAGCUCCAUGACAUUCAUGUGGCACCUGGAGCAUCACUGGCUAAGUUUCACCUGAAGGUGAAAGGGUACCCACAGCCUCGUCUCUAUUGGUUCAAAAAUGGGCAGCCAUUAAAGGCCUUGGAUCGCAUCCUGAAGACUGAUAAACAGGAAUUCCACGCCUUGGAAAUCCGCAAUGUCACUAAAGCAGAUGCUGGCCAGUACUCAGUAUUUGUCAUCAACUCUGCUGGUUCUGCAUAUUCGUCAGCCAGGCUAGUAGUCAAAGAUCCUGAUGAGAAAGAAGAGCCAUCAGAAACAGAUUCCCAUGAGCAGCUGAUACCACCAAGGUUCCUAGAAAGAUUUACUAAUAAAAAGGUGAAAAAAGGUGCAAGCAUCACAUUAUCUGUAAAAGUUGAAGGACAUCCACCACCAACUAUUACUUGGCUGAAAGAAGAGUCUCAGGAAGAUAUCAUCUGGAUCAAGCCAGAUACUCAUGGGUAUAAACUUGCCAGUUCAAAUAUGCAUCACAGUCUAAUCCUGCUGGAUGUUAAAAAGAAGCACAGUGGAGCUUAUACAUGCAUUGCUACCAACAAGGCUGGCCAGUCUAUCUGCACCGCCACCCUGGAAGUUGCAGAUGGGCCUCUCCUGGCACAGUUCCUUCAAGCUAUUCAUCCCUCUGAAACAAGAGAAGGAGACCUUGAAGCUGGUAGAGAAGGUGUACCCAAAAGCCCUAUUUCAUUAGCUGAUGUUGGCUCAGAAGAGUUCCUGCAGAAACUCACAUCCCAUAUCUCAGAAAUGGUAUCUGCCAAAAUAAGUCAGGCUAAACUUCGAGUGCCAGGUGCAGAAAGUGAUGAUGAAUCAAAAACUCCCUCUGCAUCCCCUCGCCAUGGACGAUCCAGACCUUCAUCCAUUGCUCAGGAGUCCUCCUCUGAAUCUGAAGAUGGGGAUUCCAGAGGAGAGAUCUUUGACGUCUACAUGGUCACAGCUGACUACGUGCCUGCUGCUCCUGACAGGGAGACCAUCACUUUGAAAGAAGGUCAAUAUGUGGAAGUCCUUGAUUCAGCUCAUCCUCUGAAGUGGCUGGUCAGGACCAAGCCCACAAAGUCUAGCCCCUCUCGACAAGGUUGGGUAUCCCCAGCUUAUCUGGACAAGAAAUUAAAGUUGUCACCAGAAUGGGGGACAACAGAAGCUCCUGAGUUCCCUGGAGAAUUUGUUUCUGAAGAUGAAUAUAAAAGGAAGCUGAGCAUUCUUAUUCAAGAACUGUUGAUCUCGGAAGAGGAUUACAUUCAAGAUCUACAGUUCCUCCAGACCCAUCAUCUUAAGUACACUGAGACCUGUCCCAGUGUCCCCGGAGCUGUUACCAGUCAGAAAUCCACCAUCUUCAGAAACAUUGAUGACAUUGCUCGCUUCCACUCCAGUGUCUUCCUCAGAGGCGUGCAGAAAUGUGACACUGAUGAUGACGUGGCCAUGUGCUUUAUCAAGCAUGAGGCAGAGUUUAAUAAGUACAUCCAGUACCUGGUGGGGAGAGUACAGGCCGAGUCGAUUGUUGUUAGCAAAGCUGUCCAGGAUUUCUACAAGAGAUACACAGAUGAAAUUUUAACUAAUGAAGAUCCUUCACAGCCACUUAUCCCACCACUGCAGCACUACCUGGAAAAACCCAUAAAGAGGAUCCAGCAGUAUCAGUCUAUAAUCAAGGAAUUAAUCCGAAACAAAGCAAGAAAUAGCCAAAACUGCACUUUGCUGGAGCAGGCUUAUGCCAUUGUGUCUGCACUCACCCAGAGAGCAGAAAACAACCUCCAUGUCUCACUCAUUGAGAAUUAUCCGGGGACCUUGGAAAGCCUUGGUGAACCCAUCCGACAGGGCCACUUCAUUGUGUGGGAAGGAGCUCCAGGAGCUAGAAUGGCGUGGAAAGGACACAAAAGACAUGUCUUCCUCUUCAAAAAUUAUAUUGUGAUCUGCAAACCAAAGCGAGACACAAAGACAGACACCUACAGUUACAUCUUCAAGAACAUCAUGAAGCUGAACAACAUAGAUGUGAAUGACCUUGUGGAAGGAGAUGACCGGGCAUUUGAGAUCUGGCAUGAACGGGAAGACUUGGUCCGCAAGUACCUCCUUCAGGCACGGACAGUGAUUAUCAAGAACUCCUGGGUGAAGGAGAUCUGUGGCAUACAGCAGCGGAUCAGCGAGCCUGUCUGGAUCCCUCCAGACUUUGAGGAAGAACUGGCGGACUGUAUGGCUGAGUUGGGAGAGACAGUCAAGCUGGCUUGCAAAGUUACAGGAACUCCCAAGCCAUCUGUCAGCUGGUACAAAGAUGGAAAGCCUGUGGAGCUGGAUCCCCAUCACAUUAUAAUAGAAGACCCUGAUGGUUCCUGCACACUGAUCUUGGACAACCUAACAGGCGUUGACUCAGGACAGUACAUGUGCUUUGCUUCCAGUCCUGCUGGAAAUGCCAGUACCUUAGGAAAGAUCCUUGUUCAAGUGCCACCACGGUUUGUGAACAAGGUUAGAAAUGCUUAUUUUGUUGAGGGUGAAGAUGCUCAGUUUACCUGCACUAUUGAAGGAGCACCUAAGCCUCAAAUCAGAUGGUACAAGGAUGGUGUAUUGUUGAAGGACACAAGUAAAUACCAGACUUUCAGUGAACCACGGAGUGGCAUAAUAGUCCUGGUGGUCAAGAACCCUUCCAAUGAAGAUAUGGGACACUAUGAAUGUGAGCUGAUGAACAGAUUAGGGUCUGCAAAAAGUGGAGCAGAACUCUACCAUCACAGUGCUGCAGCCCUGACCCAGCAGAGGAGAGGAGACCAGGCUAUUACCAUUGAAGGAGUGACUCCUCCCCAGUCAGAGAUGGAGACUUCUGUACAGGCCUCGCUUCAGCGUGCAGAUAAAGAGAUCAAGACAGCUCUAAAGAAACUCAUGGACUCAGCAUCACUGCUGGUGACUCUUCCUCUGGACAAGCAAGAAGGAGCUGGUGGCCUUGGCCUUGCUGGGUCUGUUCCUUCAGACUACUCAGAAACAGCAGCCGGGCCCUCUGUGUUAGUUCAUGAAGCCAGUACCCAAACCCAGGCUACUGGAGGGCAUGAGAAAGCACAAAGGCAGAUUCCAGCUGAAGAACCGAGUAUGUCAGAGCCCAGCCCUGGUCCUUCUUGUGAAGAAACAGCUGCUGGAGAUGAAAGCACUCAGGAGCGCAGUGUUCCUAUUACCAGAACAUCACCAGCUGCAGGGGCAGGAGACUGGUAUAGAAAAGAAGAUGUGGCCUGGGAUGUACACCGUGAAGUUUAUAUUGAGACCACAGAAAGAACCUGUGUGUAUAAGACUGAGGAGAAGACCCCAACAAGUCCUCCUUAUAUGCAAGUGACAAUAGAGGAUGUGCAGGUGAAUUCUGGGGAGCGUGCCAAAUUUCAGGCAGUCAUUGAAGGAACCCCUCAGCCUACCGUUUUGUGGUUUAAGGGCACUUCAUUACUGACAGAGAGCAAGAGGGUCCAUCAAGGGAAGGAAGGAACAACAUAUUUCUUAGUUGUGGACAGUGCUGUUUUGGAAGAUGGUGGUGUUUAUACCUGUGUUGCCAAAAAUGCAGGAGGGGAGGUUCUGUGCAAAGCAGAGCUUAUCAUACAUGAAGCUAAGAAAGACCAAGCAGCAAAGAAAGUGGCCACCAGGAGAAAGCUCCAUUCCCUUUAUGAGGUUAAGCAGGAGAUUGGAAGAGGCUGCUUCAGCUUUGUGAAACGAGUUGUACACAAAGGGAACAGGGUGUCUUGUGCUGCCAAAUUCAUACCUCUACGAAGCAAAACGAAGGCUCAAGCGCAUCAGGAGAGGGAUAUUCUUGCCUCUCUAUCCCACGACAGAAUUACCAGGCUCCUGGAUCACUUUGAAACACGGAAAACACUGAUUUUGAUUCUGGAGUUAUGCUCCAGUGAAGAGCUCCUUGACCGUUUAUUCAAGAAGAGCGUCGUUACUGAAGCAGAGGUCAAAUUGUAUAUCAAACAAAUUUUGGAAGGAAUAAAAUAUCUUCAUGACAACAACAUCCUUCAUUUGGACAUAAAGCCCCUGAAUAUCCUCAUGGUUUAUCCUGAAAGGGAAGACCUUAAGCUCUGUGACUUUGGAUUUGCUCAGAAGAUCACACCCUUUGAGCCCCAGUUCAGCAAAUACGGGUCUCCAGAGUUUGUUGCUCCAGAAAUUGUUUCUCAGUCACCAGUGUCAAAAGCAACCGAUAUCUGGGCUGUUGGAGUCAUCACAUAUUUAAGCCUGACAUGCAAGUCUCCAUUUGCUGGGGAGAACGACAGAGGAACCCUUCUAAAUAUCCAGAAUGGGGAAAUUUCAUGGACCAUUCCUGAUUUUGUUCACUUGAGUGAAGAUGCGAAGGACUUUAUGAAAGGGAUCCUACAGCAGCAACCCAAAGCCAGGCCUACUGCUUUGGACUGUCUUUCACACAAGUGGUUCAUGCAUAAUCUCCCCCUCGAAUCAGCUCAUUUCAUUAAUACCAAGCAGCUCAAAUUCAUUGUGGCUCGAAGCAAGUGGCAGCGGUCUCUGAUGUGCUAUAAAUCCAUACUGGUAAUGCGGUCUAUCCCAGAAAUCCUAGAAAAGACUCACGACAACACCUCCCUGGCCAUCUCCCGACAUCUUAUUGAAGAAAGCACUUCGUCCAGUACUAGCGGCUCCUCCUCAGACAAUGAGAACUCACAUUUCCCCAAGAAGAGGCACUUUGGCUCUACACCCGAACUGCACUUGUCCAUAUUUGAUGCACCAAGCCAUCAGAAGCCUCCAAAACAUGCAAGUGAAGAGAAGUACUCCAAAAUCUCAGUCCCUCCUGUAAAACCCAUGAGGAGGAAGUAUGCUUCGAUGAAAGCUGAGGUGGGGGACAAAUCACCUACAGAAAGUAAAGAGCUCAUGACAAGUAUCUUAAAGGAGAAAGAGGAAGGGCUCCAUUCCAGACUUCAAGAUGAAAGAGCAGAGCAGUCCCAAAGAAGCGGUGCUGCUGAGCUUUCAUCAGUGAGGACCUCCACAGAAAGCACAUCACACUUAUGUCAGGAAGAAAAACCAGAUGUAUUUUUGUCUGAUAAGGACAGAACUGAAAAAGCUGGGGGUGGGACAGAAAAGGCACCUGUCUGUGUUCCUAGACAGAGUGUCAUUAAAAGCACUUUCUACAGCCAAGCAGCUGAGCUACCUGCAAGGGGGCCUUCCUCACCAGGCAGGGAGUUCAGAAAGCACAUGGACAGAGCCAGAAGGACCUUCCGGAAAGCUGGAUAUUCAAAGGUGCCCCUCAGUGGUCUCCGUGAACCCCUUCUAGAGCAGUUCGAACUGGAAGAAGAAGAAGGAAGGACUGAUGAUGGAGAUGAUCACAGGGAAAGUCUACUUGGUUCCUUGACCAAAUCAGCUUCAUUUGACACUGCAAGGAAACCACCACAUCCUGCCAUUGUGGGUGCUAGCCGAAGCCGUUCCCUAGAUGACUACAGGCUGAGACCCUCAAGAUCAGUGAGGGAACAAGAUAUUUUGGAAGAAGACUAUGAUAUAUUGUCACAGGAAAGUUGCCCUGAAGGCGGUGGUCACUGCGACAUGUCUGCAGAGCCUGGGAAGGGAUGUUCUGCAGACACUUCAAAGCAAGAGGUCUUCAGGAGAGCCAGCAAGGAUUGCUCAGAAGGGCAGCCCCCUCCUUCCACACCAUGUGAGGGUAAUGGGUGCCCGGCUAAUUUUGUGCAGCAGCUAGAGAGACUUCCAGUUUCACCUCAUAGGAGUGAGAAGAGGAAACAUUUACUGAAGAAGUCAAAAGCUACUUACAUUGAGGAUAAAGUGGAAGAUUUGGAAGGCAAAAGCCCCAUUCUAACUGUCCAGUGCUCAGAUGUAACUGCAUCAUCAGCUCAAAAACAUGAAAGCAUGGAGGGUAAAUCUUCCCCUGGUAGUGCCUCUAACACUGGUUUUCAGGAGGGCAAGCAGUCCAUCUCAGCUCUCACAGGGUCAGAAACCAUCUCCAAGUCAGCCCCUACAAGUAAGGGAGGUGUCUAUCUGCCCCAGGAGUCUGCUCACAGUACUGACAUCCAUCCAGAUCGGAAAGGUGAAAGCUUGCUUAUUGAAAGGACAGCCCCAGUCCCACCUUGGAAAGACAACAGGCAGAAACAUUCACAGGAGAAGAUUUCUGCUCAUAGUGUUGCCAAAUCUGGUCUCAUGGAGCAUGAAAGCUCUACUGUUUUAACAAGCCCGCAAACACAAACCAAUUCACUUCCAGUAUGUAAAGACAAAAGUCAGGAACUUCCUGGUCAAAGUGUUCCAGCAACUACUGUCUUGGUGGGCAAACGGCCAGGUACCCUAACUGCUCUGAACACAGCUAAUGAAGGUGCUCAUCAGAAGAUGAAGACCUAUAAAGAGGUGAGAUCUGCUGUCCUGGAGGAUGAAGGAGGGGGUAUUACAGGAAUCACUCCACCAUCAGUCCCUGAUGGUGGAAGCCAAGCACACAAGAGGGCUCCUGUUCACAUAGACACAGCAUCAGCCGUCCUGAAGGGAGAGCAUCUGGUUCCAAAAGUCCCACCACCAAAAUCAGUGCUGGCUUCAGUCUCUGAUGGAGCACAGGAGGCUGAAAGGGAACAGCCAGCUCAUAGCAGGGAGAGGCCUGCUGCUCUGAGGAAUGAAAACUCAGCUGUCACAGAGGUGGUUCCUAGUUUGGCACAUGAGGCUGAAAUAGAGAGAGAUGAACCCCGGAAGGUUUCUGAGGGCAAUGGCACAGUGCCUGCUGUUCUGGAGAGCGGACACCCAGCUAGAACUGUGUCCUCCCAAAAUACUGCCCUCCCUUCAGUCUAUGAGAGAGAAAAGCAAGAACAUCCAAUGGUAUCACUCUGCAGCUCUGUUGUGACAGCAAGUGGAAGCCAAGCAGCUGGACAGACUAUGCCUGCUCCUUUCCCCAGGGAUGGACAUCAGGUGUUUGAGCAGCGCAGGGCUGCCUACCCCAGUGGCAGAGUUUCUGCUGAUCUGGAGGGUGGGCCUCCAGGUGUCUUAACCACUUCACAACAAGAAGUUGCUCCAACUUCAGUCUAUGAGCUAGAAUAUGAGGAACAUCCAAAGGUUUACGGUGAGGGUAGAGGUAUUGCCUUAGAAAGUGCAAGAUGUGAUGAUGGAAAAACUGUCCCACCAUCGCUCCACAGGGAUCAAAGUCAGGGGCUCUCAUAUCACAGGUCUUCUUUUUACAGUGAUGAGGAGUCUGCUGUGCUGGAGGGCUUAGUGGAUGAGAUGGUGUCCCUCUCUGAAGAGAUGAAUGUUUGGGCAGAUUCAGUUUCUGGUGAAGAGGAAUGCAGAAAGCAAAUCUCUCCCCCCACAGAGGUGUUCUUCAAAGGCCCAGGUAGCCAAGCACCCACAGACACCUCCUUCCCUUCUGUACAAGGGGGUAAAAGAGGAGAAGUCUCUGAGCUAGAUGAUCUUGCAGAAUCCUAUCUUGUGAGUGAGUCAGCGGUACUGGAAGGGCAGGGAGAACAGACAGUUCCUCACGAAUGUGAGCAUCUGGAGGACUUAGCGAUUGAAAGCCCUACUUCUAGUCAAGUGAGUGUUUCCUCAACAGAUGACUUGGACACUGGAAAAAGACCCAGUCAAGUGUCAGUGAGCAAGGACACUGGUAAACACUUAGAAGUCUCUUUAGUGAAAAUCAAAGACCUGUCGGAUGAAACACCCAGUAUUGGCAGUGGAACUCCAAAAUUUGACAUAUCGGAGGUAGAGCCUGCCUAUUUGAACUUCUCCGAUUUGUAUGACAUUGUCUAUUUUCCAUUUGAAUUUAUGAACUAUAGAAAGCCUCCACCCAAACCAACUGGUAGACGGUUUAUACCUUUUGGUGAAAGGGCAAGGUCACCUCCUGCAGGACAUUUGCAUAAGGAUAAAAGACUGUGCAUCAGAGAAGAGGCAGAGAAUAAGAACAGGAAGAACCAUCUGGAAAUAUCUGAGGAUUCAAAGGUAACUAACAAUUUAGCCAUGGGAAAAGGGUCAGAGAGUCAUAAGGAAAUGUAUGGCCCUGAAAAGGACUCAAGUGGUAAGCAGAAAAGCUCCUUCUACAACAAGCCAGGACUCUUUAAGCCAUAUGCAAGGUCUCAUUCAGUGGAGCAGUCAGUGGAACAGACUCUGAAGAAGAAAGUAAAAGCUUCUGUUGCCCAUAUUUCAAGAAUCCUAAAAGGAAAGACAUCUCCUGAGCCAGAGGAAGAGUUUGGCGAGCUGGGAAGCGAGGCAGUAGAAAAAGAGCUCUUAACAGGGACUGAAGGAUCUCUGAAGAGGAAAUCAGCACUCUCUUCAUUCAAGUUAUCAAGCCUCAUGCCUAAGGAGAAAGCACCUGCAUUUGUUGAGGAGCUCAUCGAUCAGGCUUCUGCCAUUGGACAGUGUGUGACGCUGUCGUGCCGGACGGCGGCUCACUCCUCCCUGCACAUUGACUGGUUCAGAGAUGGGAUACCUGUCCACAAAAGCAGCCAGAUCCUCAUCUCAGCCACGCUCAAAAACUUCCAGCUGUUAACUAUUCUCUCUGUUAGUGCUGAUGAUUUUGGAAUUUACACCUGUGUGGCCACAAACUCCCUGGGCUCAGCAUCCACCUCUUGCAUUCUAAGAAAAGCAGAGGUUCCUCCCAGCCCCCCACCCCCUGACAUCGUGGAGGUCUAUGAGGAUGGAGUGCAGGUGGUCUGGAAACCUGUGGAAACCAACACCCCCGUCCAUUACACUGUCCAGUGCAAGAGUGAAGAUGGGGAGUGGACGACUCUUGCUUCUGACAUUGCUGACUGCUGCUACUAUGCCAAAAAUCUCUCCAAGGGAUUUAUCUACUGCUUCAGGAUAGCCUGCACCAGUAAAGCAGGAAGGGGCCCUUACAGCAACCCAUCUGCCAAAGUGAAAAUCACUGGGAAAGAUCAAAUGGAACUUCGUGCUGCAAUGCAGAGCUUCCCAUCAGCUGCUGCUGAAGAAGAGAGUGAAAUAAUCGCACCAUCCGAGCCCUUCCCAACCUACCAAACCUAUGCCUUCCAAACAGAGAUCAAAAGAGGGCGUUUCAGCAUCGUCCGACAGUGCAGGGAAAAAGUAAGCGGCAAGACUUUAGCUGCUAAAAUUAUCCCUUACUGGCAAGAGGACAAGCAGACCGUGCUCCUGGAGUACCAAGUCCUGAGGAAGCUUCAUCACACAAACAUAGCUCAGCUGAAGGGAGCCUAUGUCAGCCCACGGCACUUAGUGUUGAUCCAGGAGAUGUGCGUGGGACCAGAGCUACUCCAUUCUUUGGCAUUACGGACAUCCUACUCAGAAGUGGAGGUCCGAGAUUACCUGUGGCAGAUCCUCAGUGCUACUGAAUACCUCCACGCACACAGCAUCCUGCACUUGGAUCUCAGAUCUGAAAACAUGAUUAUCACCGAGCCCAGCCUGCUGAAGCUCCUGGAUUUUGGCAAUGCACAGUUCUAUACACAAGACAAAGUUAUUACUAUGGACAAGUGCACAGACUAUGUUGAAACCAUGGCUCCAGAACUCCUGACAGAGCAAGGAGCCCUCCCGCAAACUGACAUCUGGUCCAUCGGAAUCACAGCUUUCAUCAUGUUGAGUGCCAACUACCCUGUCAGCUCCGAUGUAGCCUGUGAGUUUCUGAGAGCAACCAGGAAGGGUAAAGUGAAGCUCACGCGAUGCUACGCGGGUCUCUCCGGGGGAGCAGUGUCCUUUCUCCAGAGCACACUGUGUGCAAACCCCUGGGGAAGGCCAUCAGCCUCAGAGUGCCUUCAGAGCCCAUGGCUUCAGGAGACAGGUUUGGACCACAGGCAGCAAGCACUGGUUACUUUCCCCACCACCAAACUGAGGAAUUUCCUCACUGAUCGGGAAAAGAAAAGGGAUCUGCUGUGCUCGAAGUACGGCCUCAUGAUUGCACAGUGACGUGGAUGUGGUGACAGGCGUGAAUUGUCUCUCUCUCCCCUUCUGCACUUAGUGUUUUGUACCAAAUAGUCCUGCCAAGUUGCUGUGCAUCAGCUGAGCCGCGGUAACUGCUCCCUGUGAAUGCAAUUUAGCACAACUGAGCAAAUGAAUCCAUAUAUGUGUAUUGCCACAAGGUGAGAACAGAAAUACAGACUGUUAAUACGGCUCAGCUGACCAAAGGUAACUUGACACUAUGUGUGUCACUUGGCUGCAUGCUCCCUUGAAUAACCAGGAAAGAUUGGUGAAUGGGACUAGCUACCAGCCCCAAGCAGCUCUGCAAAUCCUUCCCUGAGGUCAGCAAGAUUCUAUGCGCGCAAAUGCUGGGCACUGACUUCUGCCUCUGGCCCCAGGACGUGAUCACCAGACCCGCUCUCAGAUGUUACUGCAUUGCUCAUCCCACCGUGACCACCUCAACAAGGUCUGAGUGACUGGUGGGUUUCUCACCUGCCUCCAAUCUAAAAGAAUUCAAUGACCAGUUAUGAAGGGAAAAUAGGAAAGAGUAAAGCACUUUCGGGGGGGGUGGGGGGGGCUAAUAUUAGACAGCAAUAUAUCUUCAGGCUUUGGAUUUAGAGGUCCAACUAGUUAAAGCUCUGAGCAGCCUGGCCUGAGCUGAUAGCCAACCUUGCUUUGAGCAGAAGGUUGGUCCAGAGACAUCCUGAGCUCCCUCCCAACCUGUCCAGUGAUCCUAUGUCUUUGCCAAGUGCCAGACACAAGGCUGCAGUAGUGAGACUCUGCUAGCAUCCAUCAGUGGUCAGGCUCAGCAUGUCACUUACCUGGCCAAGUUCUCCACCAUCCCCACGGGCCCGACUCUAGAUUAACACGGGUCUAGAGGAGGGCUAUUAUUCUACCUGUGGAGCAGCAAGAGGCUGCAAAGGAAGGAGGUGUGUGCUACGUGUGUGACAGCGGUACCACAGAAGAGAUUUUAACCAGGGCUUUUCAUAUUCUGUGUGGAAACUCUUUCCUGCCUAAGUCACAAGAAACAAGCAGAGACAGUUUCCGUGAAAGCAGCUUUGUAGCUUGACUUUGUAGCACAAGGUGUGUAUGGGGAGGGUAAUAGCAAUGGGGUUUUCCAGUAACUGAUACAUUGCACAUCCUACUCCUGAAAGAGGCCACAGCUUGCUUAGCUUUGAGAAAAGUUACUGUUUUCCCUGGGGCCCACGUUGACUCUCUGUAUGCCUGUCCAGCUGGGCAGCCCAGCUCCUGCUCUCUUAGAGCCCGCUCCACUGCUCAGUGAGCUGUGUGGCUCCAUGGAGGGUCACCAGUUCUCCAUGGGCACCUCCACUGUCAUGUCUGCAGAGUUGACCAAGCUCCUCAAAGGUUUCAGAGUUUGAAAACACCACAAAACUUGGCUUUGGGGGCAUGUAUUUGAAGUCUCCCAUUAGACCUAGAUGUCACAUAGGAUCCACAUAGGCAGCCACUCACCUGUCUGACUGUAUCUGCAUCAAUUAUCUUAAAAAUGUGUUAAAGAACAAACACACAGAAACAACUCUUGAAGAAACCAAGCUGUGACUUGGUCUAUGGGCAUCUCUGGGAAAGAUGUUCCCUACGGUUGGCACAUGGAGCAUUUAGUUGUAUGGCUUUCCCCACAAGUGGGGCUAAAACAGGCUUGUGCAGAAAGCCUCUCCUGAGCCCACCCAAGCUGUCAGGUGGUGGUGUGAGUGGUUCAUUGCAGCCUUGCUUUGCUUCCCAUCAGAAAUGCUCUCCCAUUCUGCCUGGCUUGACUGUGUUUGUCUCUGCGUCCUGCCUGCCACAAGGUAUUUCUGCAUAUGCUGAGACUCAUGGGAAUAACUUGGCCACCAGACAGAAAAGGCAGCAAAUGCAACAGUGGCCAUGACCUAGUUACACGCAGAUGUUGUACCACUACGAGACUUUGCUGCUCUUCUCUGGGGAGUGCAUAGGCACAGCUACCAGGAGAUGGGGCAGCAGUGUUGAGGGCAAAUGCUGUGUGUUUUAAUUCUUU
Messenger RNA from Athene cunicularia (burrowing owl), 31687 nucleotides. RefSeq names its product obscurin, cytoskeletal calmodulin and titin-interacting RhoGEF (gene OBSCN). The transcript has 117 exons. NCBI's taxonomy places the organism in Eukaryota, Metazoa, Chordata, Aves, Strigiformes, Strigidae. Gene Ontology annotation, molecular function: protein binding; ATP binding; protein kinase activity. Bases 1 to 29688 code for a protein of 9895 amino acids. The record is from RefSeq and is a predicted model, not a curated record. Gene Ontology annotation, biological process: protein phosphorylation.